UUCCAGCGUCACCAAGUCAACUUCAUACAUGCCCUCCCAAGACUGCUCCAACUGCACCCUUUGCCGCCUAAACCAACUCUACAUCCUCAACCACAACUCCAAAAAUUACAACAAACCCACCAAAUCCAACCUUCCUCAAUCACCCACCCAAGCCAUGUCUCCCUCCACUUCCCAAUCCCACCCCUCCCUCCGCCUCCUCACAGCCCUCUCCCUCCCCUUCUCCUUCGCCUUCAUCCUCCCCUUCGCAAUCCUCGACAACGCCCUCAUCCUCAUCGGCCUCAUCCCACUCUCCAUCUCCGCCCUCCUCUCCAUCAUCCACCACCGCCGCGACACCCGCUCCCCCUCCAUCCGCUUCGACAAGAAAUCACACUGGAGUUGCCUCGGCGUGACCUCCACGCUGGUGGAGAUGUUGCUGCCGGUUGUGUAUCUGGUGUGUCUGGUGCCGAUAUGGAUGAAGCUGGGAAGAAGCUGGAGGAGCACGAUGGUGUUGGUCGGGACGUAUGGGACUGUGGGUAUGGUGGCGAAUAUGUUGAUUCACACAUACAUUACCCUCCGCGCCAUCCCUUGGGCUCGCUUUGGUUUGGGAACGACUUGUCCGGAGUGCCGCGCGAAAUCGCAGACGCAGCAGAGAGCGGCGCCGAUGGCAGAGAGGAGUGGUGGGAUGUAUCAGAAGCCGGGAGCGGCUACGAAGACGAGGGCCGUCGAUGCGAGGGAUGGGGACGAGGAGGACAGCCCUGGUGUUGAGUAUGAUGAUGCGAGGAGCGAUGUUGAUGAUGAGACCGCGAGGUUGUCUCAAGACGACUCGGUCAUGACCACAGUCGACAUCAGCAUCAUCGUCAAGAGAGGGAGCCCACUCGACUACCCGCAAUAUCGCCACACCGCACUCUGGCUCUGCUUCGCCGACAUAUCACCUUCUCUCGUCGUGCAUGUCGUCGGGCCGUCAGGCGACUAUCAAUUUGAGAGCAGGGAAAGUGAUCAACCCUGGGAGGAAGAAGGUCACGCCAAACUUGUCGACGUGGGAACGCUGGCCGGGCCUGCGACUGCAGCUCACAUCGUGAAUCAGCUCCGCAGCGUUCCGAUCCGCAAUAGCGAUCCGGAGUUCAACUGUCAGACAUGGGUUGAACGUGCUCUGAAGAAGUUCAACGAUGAGGCCCAGUUAUCCACGGAGUCGUAUGAGAAGGGUAUCGACGGCAUGGUUGAUGCAAUCGCGGAAGCGGAAGACGUGGAGGAGUAA
Messenger RNA from Zymoseptoria tritici IPO323, 1234 nucleotides. RefSeq lists its product as uncharacterized. The record is from RefSeq and is a predicted model, not a curated record. The coding region runs from base 29 to 1234 and encodes 401 amino acids. Lineage: Eukaryota; Fungi; Ascomycota; Dothideomycetes; Mycosphaerellales; Mycosphaerellaceae. The transcript is spliced from 3 exons.